AUGAUCGUCCCAAUCACGAAAGCACUCACCCAGCCCAGUCACAAAUACCCAACGUCCACCACUGUGACCGGCCCUGACGAAGAAAACGUCACAUCGCCGCCAUACAUAAACCUCUCCCAAGGUGCUUCCUUGCCCAAAACAUCGACAACACACCACAACGCCAACUACAACAACGCAACUCACACAUCUACACCUUACACAAUGUACUCCCGCACCCCACACCGCCCCUUCGGAUCCAGCUCUGCCGGCAACCAAGGACGCAACUCCAGGCACCGCCAGGGUGGCCAUCGCCGCCUCGGCACCGGCUUUCCCGGCAUGCUGCCAGAUAUGGCUGCUGGUGGUAGACACAGCGGUAUGCAUGGCGGCUAUUCAGGCGCUAUGGGUCGCUAUAAUCAAGGCCGCAUGCCUGACGGUUGUCUUGGCAGUUAUCCUGACGGCUAUCCUGACGGCUAUCCUGACGGCUAUCCUGGCGGCUAUCCUGGCAUGGGCGGUGGGUGCCGACGAGAUCCGUAUGGCUAUGACAGUGAGGGAGAAGAGAGGAGUGACGAGGGGGAGGACGAUGGCGCUGGAGAGUGUGUUAUGGAGCGUCCAAGUGCGUUGUUUGGAGGGGUGGGAGGGCGUGGCGGGGGUUAUGAUGGGAGGAUGUCGCGUAGAGAGAUGGGGGGACGGUAUGGUGGCGGUACGGGAGGGCUGAUGGGAGGGCGUGGUGGGUACUAG
Messenger RNA from Ascochyta rabiei, 717 nucleotides. RefSeq lists its product as uncharacterized. Bases 1 to 717 code for a protein of 238 amino acids. The transcript has a single exon. NCBI's taxonomy places the organism in Eukaryota, Fungi, Ascomycota, Dothideomycetes, Pleosporales, Didymellaceae. The record is from RefSeq and is a predicted model, not a curated record.